Messenger RNA from Micromonas commoda, 963 nucleotides. RefSeq lists its product with no specific name. The transcript has 2 exons. Gene Ontology annotation, biological process: mRNA processing. The record is from RefSeq and is a predicted model, not a curated record. NCBI's taxonomy places the organism in Eukaryota, Viridiplantae, Chlorophyta, Mamiellophyceae, Mamiellales, Mamiellaceae. Gene Ontology annotation, cellular component: catalytic step 2 spliceosome; Prp19 complex; precatalytic spliceosome. Bases 1 to 963 code for a protein of 320 amino acids.
AUGAGCGCCAAACCCAUGCUGCUGGACAGCGCGGAGCAGAAGUCCACGCGGUGGAACAACCCGCUCAUCGACGCCCUGCCCUACGCGGACGUCCUCCCCGAGGGUUGGCGCGAGACGGCCGACCAGCUGGUGCAGGAGGAGAUGCGACGGAUGACGAAGCGACCGAAGGACUACCUUGCGGAGAUGGCGCCCGCGAAGGAGAUCGACUGGUCCAAGUGCCCGCUGCUUGAGCCCGAGUUUCGCAGGGUGGAGAAGGGUACCGGCGAGAAGAUCGCGCAGCCCGACAACUCGCGGUAUAACCUGGAUCCCCCGCCAAAGUCCAAGCGGGACGAUCCAGAAGCCUGGGAGAAGGCGAACAACAACGCCAAGGCGCAGCUGGAGCACCAGAAGCUCCGCAUCGAGAACCUGGAGCUCAUGAUGAAGUUCGCGCCCAACGCGUGGAGGGCGCACAACGCCAUGCUGGAGGCGGCCAUCAAGCGGGUCGAGAAGGAGGUCGCGGCGAAGAAGAAGGCGAUCGAGGAGAUCAACACGAUGCGCAGCGUCAAGCAGAAGGAGGCUGGCCGGGAGAUCGCCAAGCUCGAGAAGCAGUGGUACGCGCAGUGCGCCAAGAACAUCGCGAUUGACGCGGACAUUCAGCGGAUGGAGUUGGAGAUUGCGAGGCUCGAGGCGGAGCAGGGCAAGGGCGUGGACGGCGCCGCGGCGGCGUCCGCGGGUAAGAAGCGGAAGGCGGAGGCGGAGGCGCCCGAGGAGGAGGACAAGGCGGAGGCGCCAGAGGAGGAGGACAAGGCGGAGGAGGCGAAGGCGCCCGAGGAGGAAAAGACGUCGCCUUCGCCGCGGGGUAGACGAACGCCGAGGAACUCCAAGGGCUCCGCGGAGAAGGCGCAGCCGCCGGAGUCGCCCGCGAGGAAAUCGCCGAGGGCGUCGGGCAGGCGAACGCCGAGGAACUCCAAGGGGAGCAAGUGA